GGCCCACUCGUGGUGGUACCUCCACCAGCCCCUACACGAAGGAGGAGGAGGAGAAGAUGGCCGCCAUUCUGCAAGAGAAGAAGGAGAAGAAGGAGGCCAAGAAGAAGGCCAUGCAGGAGGAGCAGGCGGCAAAAUUGAGAAAGAUAGAGGAGGAGAUGGCCAGAGAGAAGGAGAGAAUAAAGAAAGAAGAAGAGGAGAAGUUGAAAGAGGUGAAAGAGGAAGAAGAUGAGGGACCGCCACUAGAAAGAAGGAGAGGGCAGCACAGUGGCAACAGGGAUGGUGAGAUGGAGAAACGGAUUUCAGAGUGGGUUGCUAACUUGUCCUUGGGAGAGGAGGAAGAAGUGACCCUAAAGAAAUGGGAAGCAGAAAAGGAUGUGUUAAAGCGGCAGGCGAUGGAGGAUGAACAGAGGAUGGAGUGGAAACUCGCGAUGAUGAGAGAGAAAAAGAGAAGGGUGGAGGCGGCAAGUGAGGCGGUCAAGGAAUUAGAAGAAGUGCAGAAACUAAGUCUAAAGUUGACCCCUCAGGUAGAUCUCGAACGAAAGGUAGAGAUCCUUGCCCAGAGCGUCGAGCGGUUAGCAAAGAUACAAGAGUAGCAGUAUGAAUUUAGCCGAAGCCAGGACAUAGU
Chara braunii is the source of this 625-nucleotide messenger RNA. NCBI's taxonomy places the organism in Eukaryota, Viridiplantae, Streptophyta, Charophyceae, Charales, Characeae. The record is from the annotation of a GenBank genome assembly.